Trichophyton rubrum CBS 118892 is the source of this 1740-nucleotide messenger RNA. RefSeq lists its product as uncharacterized. Bases 1 to 1740 code for a protein of 579 amino acids. The record is from RefSeq and is a predicted model, not a curated record. The transcript has a single exon. Lineage: Eukaryota; Fungi; Ascomycota; Eurotiomycetes; Onygenales; Arthrodermataceae.
AUGGCUACUAUUCAAGAUCUUCCGCUGGAGAUCUUGCAGCAGAUCUGCGACUUCGUUGCUUCUGGCUAUAGGGCUUCCCUAUAUGAUUUUGCCUUGGUAUGCCAGCGAUGGUCUCUGGCAUCAAAUGCAGUACGGUUUCGAGAAGUCCGCAUAGUUGUUGAAAACCAGGGGAAACUGACUAAAGAUUUGGAUUAUUGGAGUGGUGUACUGCGGAGUACGUCAAGUUUGCGAUCUGUCCGUCGACUUGAGAUUAAAGGAGAGCUCCCGGCUGAUGUAAAUACCUGGGCCCCAAAACGAAUAAGGCAGCCAAAGCAUUCCCUGAUUGAUAGCGACGACGAGCUUGAAAGUGCGAGGUAUACCCUGUAUACAAACCUUCUCGAACUCCCAGAAGUCACUGUAGAGCUGGAUAAGUACUGGACUCCAGUGGCUCAUUUCGUGGCUCAACUCCGAGCCCUUCAAGACCUUGUCUUUGACUGCGUGAACCAGUUCCCACCGUGCUUGCUGGACGUGCUACACCAAAUCCUACCCAGUUGUAAGCUUCACCUCCAUAACUUUGGACUCAGGAACCUUUAUUCCUACAAGGGGUGGUCGCGAGGCUUGGAUAAGCACGAGUACUCACUGGCUACUUCUCCUUCGUUGCACUGCAUUAUCCUACAUUACGAAGGGAAUGAAUCCGAAAGGCUAGUUGAUUAUAAUGACGUGGCUGUUGCUAGAAUGAGCCAAGGACUGGCUCCAAACCUCAGACAUGUACAAGUUAAUGCCAGGUCAAUGUCACCGAUCACAUACAACAGGCGUGUUGAACGGCGGCCAAAACGAGACAUAUUCCCUAAUGAUACCCCAAACUCUGAUGCAGACGUGCGUGGCGAACUCCACACCAUGAAGUUUAGUGGAUUUUUAUUCGGUGGACUUCAGGGAUGGAAUGAACGAAUUGUCUUCUCGUCAUUACGGAAGCUUAUUCUGGACACCGUCAUGGACCCGUUCAGCUUGAAAAAGGCGAGCACGUAUAAUUUUACCUCACUUAGGACCCUCUAUCUACGCCUAGAGAGCGACAAUUGGGACGAACAUUCCUUGAUGGACGAAGCGGCAAGUGGCUUUCUAAGAAGCCUGCCUCCCCUGAGCACGCUUAAACUUACAGGGAAUUUUGGUCAUGACUCGCUCAAGGCCAUAAUAGACCGCCACAACUCGUUGGGACGAAUCUGGCUCUCGCCUCGGGUACAUUCUCACUUCAUGGGGACAGAUUUUACCUUAACAUUAGAUACAAUUCGGGACCUUACAUCACGCUGUUCAGAAUUGAGAACGGUCUGCCUUACAAUCCCACGAGUCCUGAAGUCACAAGACAUGGCCAUAUACCAGUCUAUAGGCUGUCUUCCUCAUUUGAAAGAUUUGUGUCUAUACCUUGACUGUAUCUGCCAUGAAGACUCUACACCCUCUCCCACCAUCGAAGACGGUUUACCGAAUUUUGCAAAGAUAAAAAACUUAGUUACGAAUAAAGCUCUAAAUGACGAUAUUGCUCGCAAUAUCUUCCAUGAAAUUUACCAGGCUCAGUCCAGGCACAGGAUGCCAGUUUUUAAACGGCUUAGAAUACAGGUGGUGAGGAUGAAGUUUACAAGAGACAUUCCCGAGGACCUAGAUAGGAUAAUCAAUGUCAGCGGUCAGGGCUUUGAACUUACUCUAAACCCGACUCAAAGGCAGGAUUGCUAUGAUAUCAUUAUUCAACGGUCCAGCCCCCGCAAUUUCUAG